GCGUAGUCGCGGCAGCCAUCAUUAUUUCUCGUGUUUUCUUUUUUCCGACGCAAAUUUCUAUAACCACACUUUUUACGUUACGUUUACAAUAUUAUUGUUCUUGAGGUGAUUUUCGAUGAGCAGGCUAACGUCCUUUAAGUUUUCCAAAUGGAGAAAAGAUAAUGACGACCCGGAUGACCCAGAACCACCCCAAAAAAAACGUCUAAAGUUUCUUCUGACGAGCAGCAUUCUUCCAAGAAAACAGCAACUGCAGUCAGCGGGUUUUGUAAUGUAGAUAGGUAACUUAAUUUCACAUUCGCCUUUUUUUUUAUGUCCUAUUAAAAAGUUUUAUUUAUUAAAAAUGUUAGGUUAUGUCUACCACAAAAAUAUGUAGAUAGGUAACUUAAUUCACAUUCGCCUUUUUUGAUGUCCUAUUAAAAAGUUUUACUUAUUAAAAAUGUUAGGUUAUGUCUACCACGUAAAUAUGUUAUGUGGCCUUAUGCUGAAUGUUCGUCAUCUUUAUAAUAUUUUUUUUUAAAUGAAGGUUAGUGUACACUGAAAAAGGAAGAUAGUCUUUUUGAAAUUUAGAUGUAACUUCUUCAUGAAUUAAAAGUUGGUAUAUAUAUAAGCUAAGCUAUAUAAUGUUUUAAUUUUACAUAUGGCUGGAGAACCUUUCUUUCUCACCACUCAGUUAAAGACCAAAAUGCUGGUCAUUGGUUCAUUUUAAUUCAAAACAAUUAUUUCUGUAUGAGGUUCGGCUCGGUUCGAAACCAGAGAACUGAGGUUCGUCCAGCUCUAGAAAAUUGUAUACCUAAACUAUAUUAUAAAGGUAAUGGAAAUAGCACAAACAUAAGAUAAACUACGCUGCAUUUUGUCAAUUAGUAUAACUACUUGAUCAUUUCCAACCUUCAAUAAUAUAACAUCGCAGAAAAAACGUAACUUUUUUUAAAUGGUGUCAGUUAUACAAACGUAUUUUAUUGAAAACAUAGGAAGGAUUAAUUUAACAGAGAAUUGGACAGAUGCAAACUUACGUGUGUGGUUUUUGAGGUUAUUUGUCUCUAUUUUAUAUCAGGUGUAUACACUAUGCACUUAUUUUAUAAUUUUAUAAAUACACAUGUGAUUUGUUUUAAUACAUAGGCCUAUGUAAUUUUUUAAAAUAAAUGUGUGAUUUUUUUUAAUAACAUGUGGUGAAGUUUAGUGUGGUACUGGGAUUCGAGAUUCGAUGACAAACACUGAGGAUUUGAACAAGGAUUCGGAUUCGACCAAAAUGUGGAUUCGUCCCAUCCCUACAAAAUACUUAAUGAACUACAUUCAAAAAAAAAAUCAUGGAUCGUCAUACAAGACUCAAGUCUCAUUGCCAGUAACGAUGGACUUCAAAACAUCUUCCCCCUCAUUGUGAUGACAUGUGAAAAAUUUUAAGGCUGAUGCCAUGCUUGUGUUUUGUAGUCACUCAACAUUUUAGGAACCCAACGAGCACACAGUUUCCAGUAUCUUGGGUCUUUACUGACAAUUGUGUACAAAGCUGAUCUUGAUAUUUAUGGAAAAUCUUCAGAAAGUUCACUGAUUGUAAAAACUUCGUUUACCUCUGACCACCUGAUCAACAUGCUCAAUGAGGCCUACAGUAGUGAAGACUUGCACCCUUGUCCACCUUCAUCAUGGACGUCACUUCACCCUUAUUUAAAUUUUCUACACCACUUCUGUACACUAUCACCACUCAUAAAGUUUUCACCGUACACUUUAUUCAUUCUGUGACGGAUUUGAGGAGCACCUAGUCCCCCUGCCUUUCAGCUGCCUCGAAAAUUACACAAAAUACAAAAAUGUUGAACUGCUCAACAGUAAGAUACCUUCUUGGCCAACUGGCAAAUUAACUCUGCAAUAAUCAGAACAUAACAACAGUGCACAUGGUUGUAUCUCAAAUGGACAACAAAAUUGUUCAACAUAUUAGAAAAAUGUCAUUUCUUUCAUUACUUGACAAUAGUUGAAAAGCACAAUCUUAUUUGUCUUACAUUUCUUAAAUGUGAUUUACUGAAAAGUUGGGCAUUAAAUUUUACACUUUUAAUACAGAAUACUGACAUCCCUUUCAUUCAAUCCAACAAACUUUUAAAUCCCUAUCAAAUUUCAAGAUAAUAUUUAUAAAUAACAAUCUCUAGCUCUGUGCUCUCAAACUUGUUGAACUUUACUCUUAAACAAAUAAGUGUCAUUCCUCUGAUACAAAACCUUGAUACAUUACAAGUUUUCCUAGAUUACACAUUAAUACUUCCUCCCUAUACUAUAAACAACAACAAACAACAACCAACAACCAACAAACAACAACAACCAACAACCAACAACCAACAAACAACCAACAAACAACAACCAACAAACAACAACCAACAACAGAUCAUCAAAAUUGAGGGGUGGAACCAGACAAAGAGAAGGUAUCCAAACACCCUUGCAAAAAAAAAAUCCACACUGCCGGAAAACACAUUUAAAGUUAACCUCCUUGCUACCCAGCUGCCUACAAAAAGAACCCUGCAACAUGUGACAUUGCAAAAUUUUCCAAGAACGUCGUACUGCAGUUUAACUUUUCACAAAUAUUUGAAUAUACCAAUUUGAACUUACAAGAAAACCACUCGAGCAGAUACUUGAAUAACACAUCGGGGGGCACGGCAGUGCCCCCGCCAAGUCGAGCGUGAAGCAAACACUGCCGUACCAUCCUUUACUGGUACAAUUUACUCUUGAGCAAAGAAAAAUAAAACAUUAAUUAUCAAUAACAUGAUGUUCAAAUCCUCAACAUUCAAUUCUAGAAUCAAUUCAAACAUUUUAAAAUUAUUAGUUUAUAAAAUACUUUGUUUAUACUGUAUAUCAUUUGUAAUUCAAAUUUAACUCUCUUCUAAGUAUGAUAGACACAUAAAAUUUUGUCAGAAAAAUACACGUACAGCAACCGGGGGCAGAUCCAGUGAUGAGAUUUGGGGGAGAGGGAAACCAGUGCCCUUAAGCUUGACGUGGUCCAGCCGAAGGCCACCCAAAGCCCGACCUGCACCCGCCAGUAUCCGACCCCGCUAACGGAACGCACCCCUAGCCAUGGCCCACCCGAGUCAGGCUAGCCUCCGAUGCCAAGGUAGAACCAAGGGCCAUGUCUAAUUAAUUAAACACCUCGACCCCAGUUCAUUAACAAUCAAACAUAAUUUAAUAGUAACUUCACUAUUAAUUAAAACCCCCACCCAAGGAAAGUGCGACGCAGGAGUGCCCGAGUCACUCAAUUGUGAACUUACCAUAAUAAGUUUGUGAGUGCCUCCUUUGCGGCCUUCAGCCUUAAUUAAUUAUAGUGUUGUGUUAACGUAAGUAUUACCACCCCGUUUUUUAUGUAUAACUAGCCACUGGAGCAGUCAGCAAGUGACGAACAGUCUCUGGUGUGACUCUUAACAUUUAAACUUAAUUUACGUAAAUUAAUUGAUUAUAAUUAUUAAAGAGCAUCUGCCAAUCAGAUUAAUUAGGAAUAAUUAAUGUAUGAAUUUAGAACUGCUCUCAGCUUCUUAUUAUUAAAAUAAUUACCGAAUAACGCAACUUUAGCAACUUUGGCGCGAGAGAACGCUGAGACCUUCCCUCGCGCCAAGGCCAAACGCCAGUACCGAGCGACUCGCGGACCGGGGCGGACGUGCGUUACACGGGGAGCCAUCAUCCUUUGUCCACACUGAACAGUACUUCUGGUAAUUAUAGUCAUACAACCCAAACCUAUUUUCUUUGUUUACCUUAACUCCCCGUGCAUCCCUGGUCCUUUUACGGUGUAGGGCCUAACCCAGCCGCUUAGCUUAAAACUCCCUGCACGAGACAUUGCGCGGGGUAGAUCACCUUACGGCACGGGCCAACUCCCGCUACCAAUGAACUUUUAUUCAAUGUCGAGUGCACAGGCGCCGACGACAACUAGGUGUGAACUUUGUAUCUAAUUUAACUGUGGGCCGCGGUUCACACAGGUGAAUACGAGCGCCGCCAAAUUAGCAAUUUUCAGGAUUGGCCGCCUCCAAUCAAAUUCCCCCUUAACAACGGCUGGCGUGAGGGCUUAACCAGUGACAGUGCGUCAGAGCACUCAUAUUAAAUCAAGUGUAAUUUUGUAGGGUAAUUCCUUGUAGCCGUUCAAGUGUAAUGUCAGUGUAAUUUGCGACUGUAAUCGUUCACCUGAUUAAACGACUACACCGCACCCUCUGUGCGCGACGUGUCAGCGACAGAAUAUACCUCGAGUUCGUGUUUGUUAUUGUAUUGUGCUUUCCUACCCCAGCUAGGAAUCAGUGUAUUAUGCUGCACAGGGCCUGUGAUCUGAGACCAGCUAGGGGCCCCUCCAACCACGAACUUUGCCGACGGUCCUAGCGGGCCACGCAGGGGCAACGCACCCACGAAACCCAAAAUUGGUUUCACGCUGAGCUAACCUAGCGCCCUCCCAGAACACAAUUUCAAUAAGAGCCAGUUUCCCGCUAGGAUACACGCCCGGCCUCGAACACGAGAACCCGGAUGACGGCAAGUUAGUCUCAAAAAAAAAUUACAAGAUAUGGAAGUUAGAGAUUUAUUUCCUAAAACAUAGAACAAUAUUGACAAAACCCUGCUUAUGGAAACCUGGACAUAGAAUAUCCAAUAUACACCUAUCCCUCACUUAGCACGACUAAUUCGUUUCUAAAAAUGCUAGUGUUAUUCGAAAUCGUGUAUUCUGAAGCACUAGUUUUCAUAAAUAGCAAGGCUAAUUUAUUUAAUGUGUUCCAAAAUUGUUUAGGAAAAUAUACUUUACGUAAUAUAAAUGCAAUGAAUAACACUCAACUAUAAAUAUGUCUCACCAUUUAUCUUUAUAUUCCUCCCAUCGCACUUUGUAUGACAAAUACGACACAGAGUAAGGGGAUAUAUGUGGUUAUGUACUUUAUCGUCAGUUGGUUGGCUGACUUGCCCGCCCGGGCGUGACCUUUAACUCAUGUCGCGUACCUUUCCAAACCAUCCUGUACUGACAGUGAAACCGCUAUUACUGUCCGAAUAAUUGCUUGUAUCACCACCUGAUUCACACCAAUCCUGUCAGGCCAAUGAUUAUUUUUUUCAUGGUCAACAUUCAUUUAACAACCUUUUCCACGUGAAUCAUCUGUUCAUUUCUGUUCUGGUAUCUAAUGUCAAAUAUAUUCCCGCUAGUACAACCAACAGCAUCAGACUUUUGGUAAGAUUCCUUAUUUUGUACGAUUGUGCGCACAGUUGACUUGCUUAAAACUAAAGUGCGACCAACAUAAGCGUGUCCUUAAUGACAAUCUGCGUGCCGUAAUACUUCUAGAUUUGUCUCAAAUACUUGAACAUGAUGCAUUAUGAGUGAUCAAGCAAGUACAGUUACCAGCAGCUGAAUGGGCAGAUGUUGCUUUUGUUAGAGUGAAUUCCUUGCCACUGGUUAGACUGAGUUAAAGGCCCGGUUGGUGGCCAGGUGACAACGGUACGGCACGGCGGCAUACGGGCGGACGUAAAAACAUUUGGUCCUUUACACUCCAUAGCCGCAAUUUAACUUGCCAUAACUGAUGUUUAUACAACAGCUGAUAGCGUAAACAGACCUGCGCACGCAUCUCUUCCCCCCUUGUUUGGCUAACUGUAUCCCACGGCACAUCUGUUGUUUACAGAAGUUGAAACACUUUUUUCCCUGCCGAGUUCGUGCUAACUGAAAUUUACAGAUGUGCUACUCAAGACUGGGGCAGUAAAAUUAACAUCGCGCUAAAUGAAUCCGCGCAAUCUGAAGACGUGCUAAGUGAGGGAUAGGUGUAGAAUAAACAUAUUGAUGAUAUGAGCAUGAUAAACAUAAUUCAAAACAUUAACCUAAAUAGUUAAAUAUGAUUAUCAAUAAACAUGUUAACGAAACAACAUUCACUACCACGGUAGUUUUAGUUGUUUACUUUUACAGCGCGAACUAAAGCGCGGACACUACAGUUACCAAGCAGUGUUCCCAACUUCAUACUGAGAAAUUCCUCAAAAAAAAAAGCUAAAACUUCCCAUUAAAGAUAUAAUCCAUCAUUACCAAGCAGCGUUGCCAACUUCCUGUUUAUAAAUUCCUUGAAAAAGGCACAGGUAAAUUUCAUUUAAUGAUACAAAACAUUUUUCAAAUAUAUUCUUUGAUAAAUGUAUAAGUGUUGGUAUAAAUAAACAGCAUUCCAUUUUUUUCCAGCACGGUUCGACUUAGGGGGAGAAUCUUUCCCCCCACCCCCUUUUUUUUAAAUCCGCCCGACAGCAACACUUUUUAAUUUUUAAUGUCUAGAUUUAACAAAACUUUUCAAUUUAAAAAUUCAUAAAAUUCUUCAAUAUGACAGAAUAGCAUACCCAAAAUAAAUUGUAUUUUCAUAAAGUGAUCAGCUGAUUAAAAAAAAUUUGAAAAUAAUAAACUUUAUCUUAGACUUUCUCAUAAUACACAAAAAAUAUGUUGUUCCAAGAAAUAAAAACGCUCAAAACUCACACAAUAAUUUUUUUUUUACCAUAAUACAUAUUACAUUCAUUGCCAAAUAUAAAAACUUUUAAACCCUAGCAGACACCAGUUCGGAGGUGGCAACAAGCGCACCUGGACUUCGCAGAAGAACACCAUCAAAAGUUCCUAAUAGUGGUAGACGCGUACUCUUAAGUGGUUAGACGUCAUCCCAAUGACGGCUACCACAGCGUUUCACAUGGUGGGGAAGCUUAGAACUCUUUUUGCAGCGUUCGGGUUGCCAGAAGUGGUGGUGACGGACAAUGGUCCACCUUUUCAGUCGGACGAGUUUGGGCAAUUUCUGUCCGCAAAUGGUGUGAAACAUGUCCGAACUCCGCAUUAUCAUACGCAAUCAAAUGGUGCAGUGGAACUACAAGUACAGACUGUCAAGAUAGCUCUGAGGCGUCAAUUGCAAGAGGGCCGAAGCAAGGCACACACCCGCACGCUACAACAUAUGGUCAACGUAUUUUUGUUUGCUUAUAGGAAUACUCCACAUUCCUUGACUAAGAAAACCCCCGAGGAAUUGUUUUUACAGCGACAGCCUCGCACUCGGUUGUCGCUGUUAAAGCCGUCAUUUUCACACGACAUGUCAGCACGCCAGGAACAAGUGAAACGUGGGCUGGAUCACAAACGAGGGCCUCCAAGAGUUUUUUCCCAAGGAGAUUUGGUCUGGAUAAAAACGGUGCGGGGAGAGUUCAACUGGGUGCCAAGAUCAGUGAAGGAGGUAGUGAGUGCGGUCACUUACCGAGUGCAAGAGGGUUCGCAUGUCAGAUAUGUUCAUGCGGACCACUUGAAGCUGAGAGAGACAAGAACCAAUGGAACUCUACGUCCAGGGAAGCACUUGGUGGGGAAAUACGCAGGCGGGCAGCUGGGUGAAGAAGGAAGGGUGACAGAACCAGAAGCAGAGACAGUUACAUCAGCGCCCGAGGAGUCACACGUGGGGAAGGCCUCAGGUCAGACUCCGGAAGGGAGGCAUCCGUCCCGAGUGGCUAGUGGAGGGGAUGGCAGUCUCGAGGAUGAAGGUUUACGGGGAUUUCCGCCUUCAACGCCAGUAGCCGCUCCCUACCCCAGGCGCUCUGGUAGAUGCGUCAAGGUGCCAAGGAGACUAGAUUUAUAAAGAAAUGGAAGGGGGAGUGUAGUAACGAGUGAACUGAUGAGUGUAGUAUGGUAACGAAGGAACGGAUUGGACUAGGCGGAAGGUGUGGAACGGUGGAACAAUGGAUACUGUAAGCGUGGGACGUACAUGUGUUUUGUAAUAGUGUGAAAUAAAGAGCUACAACAAUUAGUAAAACUUAGAUACACCGAAUUAGUUACCAAACAAAAUGUACAAAUAACACUCCACCUGUUCGGACUUCAGAUACUAUGUCUGAUAUCCUGUAGCCUACACCAUAUAUAAAUCAACAAAAUACUUUAAUUAAUAAAAUAAAUUAUAAUAAUCAAUUUUUUUUUUCAUACUAAACUUAUUCUCAUUGACUUUCCUUGAACUAAUGCAGCAACCAUUGGCUACACUGGCUUGCGUACAUUCCCUUGUCCUUCCAGCAUGCAGGAAAUGGUUACAUUAGCAAGCUAUGGAAGCUAUCUUUCUUUUUCACCUCAAUUACGCUUUUCUUAUUUGGCUGUGUUUCUUCUGUGAUGUGCUGAAAGCAGGUUUCAGUGAGCAAUGACAAUUUAGGAUAAUACUGGUAUGUUAAUCAGUUGUGUAUGAACAACGAUGGUUCCAUAUGAUACAUCAACUGUAGGGCAUAAUAUUCAAUGGUUUAGUCAAUGGUAAACAACAGCCCAUAUCACAAACACAUCCGGGACACCAGAUACUAAUUAUUUGCUAACAUCUUCAGCAGUAUAUUCCAGUGACUAGAACUGUUCGUCGAUACUGCUCAAACCGCAUGCCAGAUAUGAUCCAGUGAGUUGUUUAGAGACAAGUGGACGAACAACCCACGACAAGUACUACCAGACAAAUAACCACAAUAGAAGGUAUCACCCACACUUACUACAUCCACACCACAUCAAAUGUGUGAAAGUGCUUCUGCUAGAAAAUCACAUGUACGAUCACAGCACAUUUGGCUUCAAAGACAGAUUUCUGAAUAUCUGCACUUCAAAAUCUGCAAUGUCUUUCAUAAUAAUACUAGCUUCAACACAGAUUUAACAGUUUCUUUGCAAGACUAUGUUUACUUACAAGCUGUGGUACCCAUCGUUGACAGGUUAAAAUUUGUUACGUGGCAAAGCAUUCUUAUUUUUUCAGUCAACUAGCACAUUAU
This is a messenger RNA of Bacillus rossius redtenbacheri, 8676 nucleotides long. RefSeq lists its product as uncharacterized. The record is from RefSeq and is a predicted model, not a curated record. Gene Ontology annotation, biological process: DNA integration. NCBI's taxonomy places the organism in Eukaryota, Metazoa, Arthropoda, Insecta, Phasmatodea, Bacillidae. Bases 6597 to 7538 code for a protein of 313 amino acids. Gene Ontology annotation, molecular function: nucleic acid binding. The transcript is spliced from 2 exons.